UAAAUACACCUCCAUUUCCAUUCCAUCCUUCCCCAACUCGACCAAGAAAGGAGGCUUCUCCCUCUCCGCCCUCUCCACCUCGCCGUGCUCCACCUCCUCCCCCUCGCCGUCGCUUCUCCCCUUCCCUUCCCCUCUCAAACAUCCCAAUCCGCAGCGCAGGAACUUGCGCCGACGUCUAUCCACCCAGCCGCGCUCCUCAUGCGCUGCAUCCUCCGCCGCAUGCCGCCGAGCCCCCCACGCCACCGCGGCCACGCCACGCCGUCCAUGCACGCCGCUCCGGCUUCCUGAUUCAUCCCGUGCCUCCGGGUCGCUCCUCCCGAAUUCCUCCUCGCCCACGCCAUGCCGCCGCUGCGUGGGGCCAAGCGCCGCCGGAAGGCGGCGUUGGAGAAGAAGGCGGCCGCGGCCGCAAUGGCGGCUGCCGCCGCGGGCGACGCGCCCAGCGACUGGUGGGACGCCUUCUGCAUGCGGAUGUCAGGAACCUUAUCUUCUGUCGAGGAUGCACAGAGAUUUGAGUCUGUGUUCAAAAUGCCAAGAAGAGCCUUUGACUAUGUCUGCAACUUGGUAAAAGAUGAAAUGAUGGUGAGGUCCAGCAGCUAUACCUUUCUUGACGGCACAAUGCUCUGUUUGGAAGAUCGAGUGGCCAUUGCUCUGCGGAGGCUGAACUCUGGUGGGUCACUGGUGACUGUAGGAUCCUCUGUUGGAGUGAACCACUCAACCGUGUCACUGAUAACUUGGAGGUUCAUUGAGGCUAUGGAGGAGCGAGCGAGCCACCACUUGCGCUGGCCAGACUCUAGUGAAAUGGAGAAAAUCAAGUCCAAGUUUCAGAAGAUCCAUGGUCUGCCAAACUGCUGCGGUGUUGUGGACACAACACACAUCACAAUGUGCCUUUCAUCAGCUGAGCCAAACUGCAAGGUCUGGCUCGAUCAGGAGAAGAAUUACAGCAUGGUAUUGCAAGCUGUUGUUGAUCUGGAUACGAGGUUCAUAGACAUUGUGACUGGUUGGCCUGGUAGCAUGAAAGAGUCGAGCAUUUUGCACAGCUCUGGCCUUUUCAAGCUCUGGGAGAAAGGUGAGCGGUUGAAUGGCAGCAAGUUUAAGGUAUCAGAUGGAUCAGAGAUCGGGGAAUACUUGAUUGGAGACUCGGGCUACCCCCUUCUUCCCUGGCUGCUUACACCUUACCAAGAGAAGGAGCUCACAGAGUCGAGUACUGAGUUCAACAGUAGGCACUCUGCUGCGCGAAUAGUCGCUCCAAGGACACUGGCCAAGUUCAAAGACACAUGGAAGUUCCUGCAGGGGGAGAUGUGGCGUCCGGACAAGCACAAGCUGCCCCGGAUAAUCCAUGUCUGCUGUUUGCUGCACAACAUAAUCAUAGACCUUCAGGAGGCAGCGGUGGACGAGGCACGAACGUGGUCGAGCGACCAUGACGCUAAGUACAGGCAGCAGGUAUGUCAGCUAGCCGAUGAGAAUGGAGUCAAGAUGAGGGACAAACUGUCCCAACACCUGAUCAGCAGGUGACCAAGAGGAAGAAAGCUUAUGGAAUGAUCAAGAAGAGUGCCAUUUUCAUCUGUUUCAGAAAGCUCUAAAUCCUUUUUGAUGUUCAGUUUUGCAGAGUUGUAACUGACGCAGGUGAGGGCAUCGGAUCAAACUUACUGUAACCGUCUUAAAACUAAAGCUGUUGCAAACUUGUCAAAUCGAUCUGGCUCCUUUGGUUUA
This is a messenger RNA of Sorghum bicolor (sorghum), 1710 nucleotides long. Its product is annotated as protein ALP1-like. The transcript is spliced from 2 exons. The coding region runs from base 340 to 1512 and encodes 390 amino acids. NCBI's taxonomy places the organism in Eukaryota, Viridiplantae, Streptophyta, Magnoliopsida, Poales, Poaceae. The record is from RefSeq and is a predicted model, not a curated record.